AGUCUCCACUCUCGACGGCCACAAAGCACACCCAAGACGCAACGCAACGCCGACGCGGCCUAGGCUAGCUAACGACCAUAACUGCCCAGUGGCACCCGGGCUCGAUCGUCACCCGCUCAGCUUAUUAAGUAGCCCCGACGCCACCCGUACGCUGCCGAAGAACAGAAGCAAAUUAAAGCACGACACAUCCUCACGAGUCUCACCACUCACCACACGCAUAAGCGCGCGCGAGAGAGAGCAUCGAAGGGUCCAGCAUUGGCGAAAGCUCUACACCGUCCAGUCGUCUCGAUAUCCCACGGCUGGCUCACGUACUGCUCGCUACUCCCCUGGUUGGGAUUGGAGCUGGGACCUGGGAGGCGUCGAGUAAUCCAUGGCGGUGGCUGGGCCGUCCCCGACUGGGUCGCUGCCGCGGCUUCGCUUCUUCCUCUUCGUCCUCACGAUCUUCCUCACAGCCACAGCAGAUGAAGCGGUGGCAGCAGCAGGAUCAGGAGGGCUGUCGAUCGGGAUCAACUACGGGCAGAUCGCGGACAACCUCCCUUCGCCGUCCCGGGUGUCGUGGCUCCUCCAGUCGAUGCAAGUCAACAAGGUGAAGCUGUACGACGCGGACCCGAACGUGCUGAGCGCGUUCCUGGGCACGGGCGUGGAGUUCGUGGUGGGCAUCGGCAACGAGAACGUGUCGGCCAUGACCGACCCGGCGGCAGCCCAGGCAUGGGUCCAGCAUUACGUCGUGCCGUACCACAACCUCCCAAUUAGCACCACCACCACGACGCGCCGCACGAGGAUGAUCACCUGCGUCACCGUCGGGAACGAGGUGUUCAAGGGCAACGACACGUCCCUCAAGGCCAGCCUCGUGCCGGCCAUGCGCUCCGUGUACGGCGCGCUCGCCGCGGCCGGCCUCCAGGGCCAGGUGAACGUCACCACGGCGCACUCCCUGGACAUCAUGGGCAGCUCCUACCCGCCUUCCGCCGGCGCGUUCCGGCCCGACGCGGCGCCCUACAUGACCCAGCUCCUCGAUUUCCUCUCCACGACCAACUCCCCGUUCCUCAUCAACUGCUACCCGUUCUUCGCCUACAGGGACGACCCCAAGGGGGUGCCGCUGGAGUACGUGCUGUUCCAGCCGAACGCCGGGGUCACGGACCCCAACACGGGGCUCAACUACGACAACAUGCUGUACGCGCAGGUGGACUCGGUGUACGCCGCGAUCCAGGCGCUGGGCGGGCAGUACGCCGGUGUCGACGUGAAGAUCUCCGAGACCGGGUGGCCGUCCAUGGGCGAUCCUGAUGAAACAGGCGCCACGCCCGAGUACGCCGGGGUCUACAUCGGGAACCUGCUGCGGAGGAUCGAGGCCAAGCAAGGGACGCCAAGGAGGCCAUCGGUGCCCAUUGACGUCUACGUGUUCGCCUUGUUCAACGAGAAUCUGAAGCCUGGGCCGGCCUCCGAGCGGAACUACGGGCUGUUCUACCCUGACGGCACGCCGGUCUACAACGUCGGGUUGCGUGGGUACCUCCCGCCCGUGGAAGAUUCAGAUGGCACUCGAAAGGUGAUUCACUUGUUUGCCCUCAUCGCAAUGGCAUCUAUCACUCUCAUCUUGUCCUGAUCGAGAGUAUGCAUUAUUUGACCACCGCAGUAAAGCAGAUGAAGAUGUCCGGCCUGAGCAUCUCUUGGUGCUAGGGAUUUCACUAGCCGAUCACAAGGAGACCUUCGGAAGCAGAACCUUUUUCCUCCAUUGGUGUGAUGUUGGUAGCAUCCAGGAGCUGAAGUUGGCUCCAUACUGACAAUGAAGUAGAUCUGAACUAACUGCUUGGACAUAUGCUUCGCCAAUAUUUUUGUACAAACAACAUUGAUUUGAUAGGUUUUCUCUCGAUUCAUUCUGGAGAUAUCUUCUCUAUGAAACUGAAUAGUAGUACAAUACUUUAUUCGUAUACAAGUGGAACAGACAGGAGAUAAGAGAUAUAUAAAUUCAGGCAAAGGCUACAAAUUGUCACAUGUACUGUUCUUCC
This is a messenger RNA of Brachypodium distachyon (stiff brome), 2000 nucleotides long. Its product is annotated as glucan endo-1,3-beta-glucosidase 14. Lineage: Eukaryota; Viridiplantae; Streptophyta; Magnoliopsida; Poales; Poaceae. Gene Ontology annotation, biological process: carbohydrate metabolic process. The coding region runs from base 371 to 1597 and encodes 408 amino acids. The transcript is spliced from 4 exons. The record is from RefSeq and is a predicted model, not a curated record. Gene Ontology annotation, cellular component: plasma membrane. Gene Ontology annotation, molecular function: hydrolase activity, hydrolyzing O-glycosyl compounds.